Cyphellophora attinorum is the source of this 1182-nucleotide messenger RNA. RefSeq lists its product as uncharacterized. Lineage: Eukaryota; Fungi; Ascomycota; Eurotiomycetes; Chaetothyriales; Cyphellophoraceae. The transcript has a single exon. The record is from RefSeq and is a predicted model, not a curated record. Bases 1 to 1182 code for a protein of 393 amino acids.
AUGGCAACGUCACCGUCAAAAGCAAAUUUAUCUGGCUUCUCUGAGGAGAAGAUACCUGUAGAUCUGGCCAAGGAUGUUGAAGAAGGGAGCUCAGAGAAGACAGAACAUCCUUAUCGAGUUUCUGACAGCGAAGCUGUCGAGAACUCCAAGGAGACCAUGACGUUGGAAUCCUCUGCUCCAAACGACAGCUUCUUUGACGAGCCUCUGGAAUCGAAUUCCAUUGGUAGCGGUAGUCAUUUUACCUUAAACGGCGAUAAAAACAAGCUGUUGUCCAGCAGUCAUGGGAAGCAAGCGCCUCGGAGCCGCGAUGACAAGCAGGCAAUGCCUCACGACGACGACAAACAAACGUUGGACCUGGAUGGCAAGCAAGUCUUGGGUGGCAACGCAGACAAGAUAGUCGCCACAAGGUUUGAGCCAGGUCAAACAGACAGUCCGACGACAACGCUAGAUCGAUCUCAAAUGGAUGUCUCCCAACUCAGUAGAGGCUCUGGAUCCUAUCAAGAAUACGCGUUCUGUCACGCUAGCGCGUUGCGUUUGAACCACAAUGUUGUGAUCGACCCCAAUGGAGGAGCCAUCUACUUUGUCGAAGUUGCAGCGUUUGCCAAAGGCCGUGUUGAUGUUGUCGUGCACCACGUGAAGCACGAACUCGCCUCGAAAGGAGCCACGCUUACGGCAGAUGAAGGCAAGCUGUGUUCAGUCGUUGGCUUUGCCCAGUUCCCUCACGACCGCGAUAACCUUAUACAGAUUGGUCUCGGCGAUCACCAUGACAUGAGCAGCGUCAAAUGGCUUGAGCUAAAGAGGACUCACGAAAUCGCCGACUGGACGAUCGUUUUGCCCGGCAGUCUGAGCCAUGAACUACAGCUAGCAACAAACCUGGACUCAUCAACCCGCUCCAGCAUCCCAUCUGCGUCCCCGAUCUCUCCACUGGACAGCAAGUCGUCGACUGGCAGCUUCCGUCUUGUUGAAACUUCGACAGGCGCAGUCAUUGCUGCGUACUCAGAGCUGAAGACCAUGUCCAGCUGGAAGAAACGAGGGAAGCUUAGAAUCUACGACCGCUCCGUUGUGCAUGUGAACAUGUUGUCCGGAGAGGAUUUGCAGCUCCUCAUCGUACUCUGUUGCGCAUCGAUGAAUGAGAAGCGCAGACGAGCCAGCGUGCGCAAGUGGACUGCAGGCGUUUUCUGA